AUGUAAACAGCUUCUUCAUUCCAACCGCUAACUUGCAACUGUGACAACGACACAUUGCUUCGUUCUUAAUCGGAAUCAAAGUGUCGAAGAAACUAGAAUUAUCAGAAACCAUAUUCGCGAGCGAACACAACCUCUGGAGUUUUGUUGUUGUGAAUAUUGAUUGUCAUUAGAAAGUGUGAUAUGAAAUCUGUUCGACGGUUGUACAAAAGCAGUUUAGUUCUACAAUUUUCACCAAAACCCACGUGUACGGGUGAAUAGUGAGGUGCAACAAAAACUUGCGCCUCCUGCCCAUUUCAAACGAGUAGUGCAACAUUCUUGUUGCGUUUGCGGGACACUCACGCAUCGUGCGACCUUCGUGUAAUUGAUGUGGUGAAGGAGGAGGAGUAACAGGAGGAACUCACCCACACAAUCGUUUUUUUUUCGUAGGAGCAGCAAACCGCAUCGCAAUCGCAGCCGCAGAGCAGAGAGUUAGUGAAAAAUGAAAAUAAAACUAUCAAAACAGUACGAAAUGAAAUUUUGUUGAGUGAGGACGAAAAAUUCUGCCCUUCUCCGCGAAUAGUGCCUGAUGCGGGCAUGCAGGAAGUGCAACGGCGGAAGCGAACGCUGAAGUGAACAAUCAAGUGUGUAGAGAAGAAAGUGAAGGGCGAAGAGAAAAUUAGCGAUUCAGUGGUAGAAAUAUUGUCGGAAAGAUAUAAACAAUAAACUUGUGAUACUGUUAGUUAACACAAUGAAAAUGUCUCGUGAUUAGAAAAAAAACUAUCGUGAUUUAAAAAAAAUCAGUAAAUAACAUAGCAAAAUUCUCUAAGCGACCCUAAAAUCUAACUCACCUCGCACAGCUUAAUUUUUGGAUUGUAAAUCAUCACACGAACAAGGCAUUUGGGAUCGCCUAUUUUGUAGAAAAAACAACAAUUUUCCACUAUUUGCAAUAAUCGUUUCGGACCCGCUGUGCUUGAGGUUAUCAAAAUUUUUAAAUUGCUCAAACAAUUCCUUCAAUUUUGAAUAUUGAAAGGAAACUAAAACAUACAUAGUAAGUGCGACACAAACGAACUCCAAUACUUGCGUGUGAACUUCGAGAGUAAAGCAAACUUUCGUGAUUAUGAACAACGGCCUCGGAGCUGCAGAAAUCAAAAGACUUAUCGAGAUCAUCUAAACAACACGACAUAGAAAAGAAUCACCAAUUACAUUCGAGCAAGCCGUAAAACAUCAACAAUUCUUCAACAUGGGUAGCAGCGAUGCACAGACAUAUUGUCUACGAUGGAACAACCACAAGUCAAACUUGGUGGAGAUUUUGGAUGCGCUGAGCAAGAUGGAGUGCUACGUAGACUGCACCAUUUAUGUGGACGAACAGGUCCAAUUCAAGGCGCAUCGUGUGGUACUAGCGGCCAAUUCUCCGUAUUUCCAGUCAAUUUUACAGGACGUUCCUAUGGACCAUUGCAGCAUAUUGUUUCCAGGUGUACAAGAGUUUGAAAUGCGUGCCAUACUUGAGUACAUGUACACCGGAGAGGUAAACGUUACUCAAGCUCAAAUUGAACCUAUAAUGGAAAUCGCGAAACAACUGGAAGUUAAGGGAUUGUUUGAUAUGGAUGAUAUUCACGGACGAUUUAAGAAGAUGGUAAUUGAACGGGAGCGUGAUUCGGUGUAUCCAAGCAAUAACAACUACAGCACCAAACCGCAGCCACCAAACAAUAAUGAACAAUCACCUCCAGUCAUCUCGACCUCUACGAACAUCUCAAUUGCUCAAAGCAGUUCCUCACCGCCGUAUACGUACAAAUCACCAUACACUAGCCUUUAUUCUCGCACCAGUCCUACUGCUAUCGAACGUGACAGAAGUCGGGAACGUCACCACGAAGAACAUGAACAUGGAGAGCGCUCAGCAUCUUUCGUCCACUCUCCAUCUCACCCAACAUAUUCCCACCACAAUGAGUCUCCGCUUGACGAACAAAGACAAACUCCUUCUGCUUCAUCAUCCUCGUCCCAGCCCACUUCGCAAAAUCUCCGAUGGUCCCUUCCGGGUCAGAUUCCAGUCACCCUACACCAACCCCAACUUCACAAUAUGCUCAGCUCAGUGUAUGAUUCUAGUGCAGAUAUGAAUCCACUGAAGCGCAAAAAACUCCAAUCGAUGUCAACUAUGCUUCGCGAUACUCCGAUUCUUCGUAACGUUCUUGCUCAAUCGAACCCGGCUGAUUCAUCACAAUCGACAUCAUCACCGUUAUCACUUCAUCCUAUUCCAGGAUUGAAAUCAGAAACCUCUGCUACUAGCGCUGCUACCGGACACCAUCAUGCCUCGAAUCCAAGCAGUACCCAUCACUCCAACGGCGGAGGAUACAAGCACAUAAAAGAACCGCUAUCACCUUAUGCAGAUAAAUCCUACGACGAUGAAGCGUUAAUGGAGUCUCGGCUUAACUACAGCGCUGACGACGCCCGACUUGCGUCAUACGUACCCCACCAACAACAAAAACCUGAAUGGAAGCGGUACAAGCAAUACACUCGCACGGAUAUUCACAAUGCAAUCGAAUGUGUACGUAACGGAAUGAGUGCAUUGCAGGCUGCUCGCAGAUAUGGCGUUCCUUCGCGAACCCUUUACGACAAGGUGAAAAAGAUGGGUAUUACCACCGGGCGACCGAUGAAUCGAGCAAUUAAACGUAGUCCCAGUUCCGGAGGCAGUCCAGCACCAUUUCCUUAUGGACUAAGCGGUGCCUCGCAUAUGUUUGGUACGGGACAUCCCGGAGAACAGCAGAUGCAAUCACAAUCUCAGCAUCAGCUGGGUGACGAAGAUAAGCCAAGAAUGAUUAAGAUGGAGCAUUCAGGACAUCAUUUGCCACCGACGAUUCCACACCCAGCAGCUGCAUUGCUUGACCCGUCAUUCCUACAACAGGCAGCUGGGCGAGAAGCUCUCCAUGCGAUGGCAAUUGCAGCAGCUGCCCAUGCUGCCGUCAACGGUAUUAACACAUCGCCAGGCAAUCACGGCACUCGUUCGCCAAGUCCUAAUGUUCUAAUGAAGUACAUGCGAUCUGUAUCCAUGGGAUCUCCAGACGAUCGUGACCUACGUCGGGAAUCUUCUGAAGGCGAUCGCCAUCAUCGCAGCAAUGGAUCUGAAACUUACGACCGAUUGGAACGCGAUUCAAUGGAACACGAAGACCAUCGAGAUAUCAGUGGUGAGUGUGAUGACAUUGUAGAAGAUCUGUCGAUGACACGGCGAGGACCAGAUUCUGAUCGAGAGUCAAUUUCACCCCAACCGAUGCCUAGCCACCAACAUCUCCACCUUCCAUUACCCCCUCAAAUACCGCCACAGCAGCCAGGUGUGAUUGUUCCCGCUCCAAGUAAAAUCAAAGAAGACUACAAUCCCAUCCCAAUCAAGCGGGAAAUCCCAGCCGACAGCAAUGCUCCUAUGGAGUAAUCGAAAAGUGUCAUAUUGGAAUCCAACUAUUGUUUUUUUCUCCUCUAGCUGCAGAAGAGAAUAUCUUCGUACUAUUAUGUUUCCUUAUACCAUCAAGGCAGAGAAAAUCUUCCUUGAAGAUUCUUUCUGCAUACUGUGAAACGUGUAUUUUCUUUUUCUAAAAAAUAGCAAACUAGUUUCUUUUUGUUUGUUUUAUUUUUCAUUCAAUUAUUUAAAAAAAAUAAAACGAAAAGACAUGUGAAAGCUCAAAAGUAAGAAACUAUGAAUGUUACCAAUUAAGUUACAUCACAAAAAAUGAAGCCGCGCAACAUGAGUUACCUUAAAAUAACCUGAAAGCAAUCCCACCAAUAAUUUUUGUAUUAAAUUUGCAUAUUUAUUAAAUUCAUUAACAAAUCGAAUGGAUAUAUCGCACUAAUGUAUCCUUUCUAGCUGCGUGAUUCUAUUUUUAAAAGCGAAUCUCAUUACGAGAACAAUUUCAGCAAUCAACCCUUGGUGAGACCAAUCAAUCUACCCUCUACCUACAAUAGACUGAUUUGUAAGAAUGUUAAACAGUUUAAAUGCGAACAACAAAGACACACACACUAUCCAUCAAACGCAGUUGUUUAUUGUAUUAGUGAACUCAUGAACCAGUUAAAUGAACCGAGGUGCAAUAUUGAAAAACUUUUUUACUACAGAGGACUCUAUUUUGCCUUAUAUAUUUUGCGUAAGUUAAAUCGUUUGCAUGCGUACAUGUUUUAUGUUACUUUUCAUUUUUUUUUAAUUCUGUACUAUAAUCUUUUACAACGGAGAGUAGAAAUCAUAUCAAAUUCCGUACUAGAUUCAUUUUUGUUUUCUGUUUAGUAACGAAAUUGAAAAUAUAUCAUUGUAAAUAUCUCUAUAAAGCUGGUAUUUUCAAUUAUGUUAGAUAAACAAACUGCCACAUCUGUACUAUUAUUGUAGGGCUUUCAAAUUUACUAACGGUAUGUUUUGUCGAAUCAAUCAUUUUUCCGUAUUUUAUGAUAUUGAUUAAGUAAUUUUUUGUUGAAAUAUCACCAACAAGUGCCUGUAUUUAAUGUAUUUAAAAUAACCUCUUUACGUUAUCAUUUUCUGAGCAAAAUUAUUUUCACAAUUCUAAGUGUUAAGUUGCCGGGCCAUACCUCAAUUAAAAUAAUGAAAAAGAAUCGAAGAGAAACAUGCAAAUCAAACAUUAGGACACAGUCGUCAACUUUAAAUGUGUUGUUAGUAUGGUACGUAGUUGUGGAUUUGACGUUAGUGUAUGAACUAGACUAGAGAUAUAAUGUGUUUAGUAAUGAAUGCCAUAUUUGAGUAGAAAAAAAAAAUCAAAACCUCCUUCAAGAGGAUUAGAUUGCUCUUUUCAUUUUUUUUUCUUCAUUAAACCAAGACUGAAUAGACAAGAAUAUGUUACGAAAUCAGGUGAACGAAGCAAAUAAAGUCUAGAUAUGUAGAGGUAAAUUAUAACGUAGUAUCAGGAACUAAGAUUGCACACGCACCUCUAGAUUGUAUGAAUAAUUUCGUUUGAAGGCUAAGUUGCUCAUGCUACUACUUUAGCGACUUUCGUUUUUGUUUUAUUUUUAUUUUGACUAAAUUUUGUAAGACUGAUUUGGACUUUUAUCGUUUCUCUAUAAAGCCUACUCAUUACUUAGAUAUUUAUUCGCGGAAAUGAAAACAGGCAAACUGGCAGCGCAGAGUUAAAACGAUACACCUAUUUCGAGACUUAGGAUAGAUAAGUCAUUCAAUGCUCAGAGAACGUAAAACUGAACUGAAAAUAGUGCUGGGGCGAUGCAAUACUACAAAAGAACAUUUUCUGAAAUGAAAAACAAUCACACGUACAUUGCCAGAGCCAAUAGCAGUUAGAAGAAAAAAAGGAAAAUCACAAAUACCUGCUCUUCAACAAAAAAAAAACAAAAAAUGUAAAUUUCAAAAAAGGAAAGUGCUUAGUUAAUUACUACAAUUGUGUUUAUUCCCAUUAGAAAAGCAAAAUGUAUAUGUUUAAUUACUAUUAGAAAUAGGGAAGCAAAUAAGAUUAUAAUCAAAAAUACAAACAAGUUCCAAACACAACCUAAUCGUUGCCUAGAUGUUAGAUUUGAUUUUUGCGAAAGCAAAUCAGAUGGAAAAAAACGAAGUUUAGAUGAUGCAAGUUAUGAAAAAUGUAAUGCGAAUAUUUUUCGUUUUGGAAAAAUUUUUGUAUUCUGUAGAUUAAAAACAACAACCCUCGAUGAGUUAACUUUAUAUUGAAUGUAUAGCAGAAAGAACAUAAAAUAAAAAAAAUUAUUGCAAAUUAUUUCUAUAAGAGUAACUUAAUAUUCAUAUCCGAUUGCAUGGCCAAAUCUCAACUGUAAACUGAACUAAACUGUAAAGUUCUUUUUACAAUCUCAGGAAAACAUACUAAUGCUUGAAGAAUCUUCAUU
Messenger RNA from Malaya genurostris, 5805 nucleotides. RefSeq names its product broad-complex core protein isoforms 1/2/3/4/5 (gene rib). Gene Ontology annotation, biological process: regulation of transcription by RNA polymerase II. The coding region runs from base 1220 to 3397 and encodes 725 amino acids. The record is from RefSeq and is a predicted model, not a curated record. Gene Ontology annotation, cellular component: nucleus. NCBI's taxonomy places the organism in Eukaryota, Metazoa, Arthropoda, Insecta, Diptera, Culicidae. Gene Ontology annotation, molecular function: protein binding; DNA binding. The transcript is spliced from 3 exons.